Molecule: messenger RNA, 496 nt
Organism: Ipomoea nil (Japanese morning glory)
Lineage: Eukaryota; Viridiplantae; Streptophyta; Magnoliopsida; Solanales; Convolvulaceae
Product: nuclear transcription factor Y subunit B-3-like
Exons: 1
Coding region: 74-496 (140 amino acids)
Biological process (GO): regulation of transcription by RNA polymerase II
Cellular component (GO): CCAAT-binding factor complex
Molecular function (GO): RNA polymerase II cis-regulatory region sequence-specific DNA binding; DNA-binding transcription activator activity, RNA polymerase II-specific; protein heterodimerization activity
Source: RefSeq, a predicted model, not a curated record
UCAUUAAUCCUAGUGAAAUAGUUUUCGUAUUUUUUUAAUAUCGUUUUUUUUUAUACUCCAAAACUUAUUUUCAAUGGCGGAUUCCGACAACGAAUCAGGAGGGCACAGGGACGGCCACGACGGCGACAGCUCACAACGGGAGCAAGACCGUUUCCUCCCAAUUGCGAACGUGAGCCGUAUUAUGAAGAAGGUGCUGCCUGCGAACACGAAGGAGACAGUCCAGGAGUGUGUGUCAGAGUUCAUAAGCUUCAUCACCGGAGAGGCGUCGUACAAGUGCCAGAGGGAGAAGCGGAAGACGAUCAACGGCGACGACCUGCUAUGGGCAAUGACGACGCUGGGGUUCGAAGAGUACGUGGAGCCAUUGAAGGUAUACCUGCAAAGGUCCAGGGACAUGGAAGGGGAAAAGAGCGCCAUGGCGGGGCGGCAGGAAAAGGACGGCGGCGGUAAUGGAAGAAGAAGAACUGACGUGAAAGGACCAUGUUGCCCCCAAUUAUAA